Molecule: messenger RNA, 3045 nt
Organism: Henningerozyma blattae CBS 6284
Lineage: Eukaryota; Fungi; Ascomycota; Saccharomycetes; Saccharomycetales; Saccharomycetaceae
Gene: CWH43
Product: Cwh43p
Exons: 1
Coding region: 1-3045 (1014 amino acids)
Biological process (GO): GPI anchor biosynthetic process; fungal-type cell wall organization
Cellular component (GO): endoplasmic reticulum
Source: RefSeq, a predicted model, not a curated record
AUGAUAAGGAUUAAUGGGGGAUUUAUACCGAUAAUGCACACAGUUUGUGCCGCAAUGGCAUUCACAACCGCUUUAAUAGUUGGAUAUUCUUUACAUUUCCACAAAAUUGUCACUAAUGCACACUACGGCUACCCUGACGAGUGGUUCCCAAGUGUAUCGGCUACUAUUGGUGACAGAUACCCAGAAAGAUCUUUAUUCCAAAUCCUAAUCGCUGUUUGUUCUUUCCCAAGAUUCCUAUUAUUGAUUGGACACUACUAUUUGCAUGGCUCAUUAUUCACUGCAAUUGUCGGUUUUGUUAGAACUGUUAGUUGUGGUGGUUGGGUCUACAUCACAAGCACAGAUGAUCAUGAUACACACGAUAUAUUCAUGUUCCUUUACAUACUGUUAACUAUUCCAUGGGAUAUUUGCAUUUCACGUCAAUCUGUCAAUAAAAGAAAACAGCACAUUAUUGCUGCAUCUUUAUUCUUUUUCACAAUGUUUCCCUUAGCUUAUUGGUUCAUCCAACACCAAAUCCAUCAUGUUGCAGGGGCAUAUUCCAUUUAUGCAUAUUUUGAAUGGUCUUUAAUCAUUUUAGAUGUUGCAUUUGAUUACUUGGCCUAUGAAGAUUUCAAAGCUUUCGAGUUUGCUAUUGAUUUAACUUCAGGUUCAUCAAAAGGAAUUUCUAUUAAUAAGACAAAAGAUUCAGAUUCCAAAAAUGUUAAAACUACUACCAAAUCGGCUAGUACAGAUUCACCUGUUAAAGAUGAAACUUCAACAUCAACUACUGCUUCUUUUACAGAAACUAAACAUGAUAAUGAAGAAGAAAAUGUCAUUGAACACUCUGCCACAAUUAAUAAAAAACAUGACGACAAUAAUGAUGAAGAUGAAUUGGAGAUUGUAUUUGAAUCUCAAGAAUAUCAAUUAUUACACCCAAUUAACUCAACUACCACUUAUGACUCUUUAUUGUAUAUUGCUGUGAAUACUACUAAUUCCUUCUUUUUUUGGUCUCAUGUAACUUCUUUAGCUUGUGUUGUUUGGCAUUUCCCAUUAUGGUACAUGGGUAUCUCUGGUUAUGAAAUUAGCAUUUUAAGUUAUGUUGGUUGUAUAAUAUUAGCCUUCCCCAUUGUUCCCACUAUUAUUUAUCAAUAUGGUACAUUGAUUGGCAAUUUAAUUACUUUGGGAGCAUAUUUAGUUGAUGUUCCAGAAUCUAGAAUCUCUGUACUUUCAAUUGGUGUUGUUAUUUGUUUUGCUAGUUUUAUAUUAAAUUUGAAAUCAAUUAAAAAUUCACGUACUAAUUCAUCAUUUGCUAUUUGUUGGUUACUUGGUUUAGUCAUUUCAGUAGUUUUAAAGAUGGGAUUUUAUUCUACCAAUCCAACAUGGGCCAUCAUGAGAGAAUCCAACGGUGGUAUUAAUAAGACUGCUAUAAUUAUAGCCACAAUCGUAGGUUUAUUGGCUCCAAAUGUCAAUGCAAUUAAUUUUGUUGAAUCUAACGAAACUGUUUCACCUUCUCAAAAACCUCAAAAGUUUAAUUUCUUCAAGAAACUAUUUUUUGGAUUAGGAUUUGGUUGUCUAUUUUUUUCCAUUCAUCAAUUAUUAACAGAUGCAUCUACUAUAAUCUAUUGGUCUUGGGAAGGUUUCCAUGAUGGGAAACAUGGGCCAUUAGCUUGGCCAUGGUCUGCUCUGACAUGUGUUGUUAUGCUAGGUGCCACUGUUUCAUCUUUAAAAUUUACUAGAUGUACUUUCAUUCCAUGUAUUAUGUUGAUUAUUAGUACUAUCUCAUUAUCAUUACCUCAAGUGACUGAAUGGACUAAAUAUGUUACUGGUGGGUUACCAUAUGUGAUUUCUAUUAUUUGGUUUAUUCCAUCUUAUAUAUCGAUUGCAAGUCAAAUUGAAUCUCUAUGGGUAUUUGUUGUGGCUGGUAUUACCUAUGAUAUUUUCGUUUUAGGACAUGUUUGGACCGUUGCAUAUGCCUUUGUUCCAUUAGGUUGGGUAUUGAGGGAAAGGUUAUAUGUUGUUUUAUGUCUUGCAUCUAUGAUGAUUAUAUUUGGAUCAAUUAUUAACAAAGGGAACGGAUUAUCUGUCCCUCAACUAAAAGACAAGACCAAUUCGUAUUAUUCCAUUAAAUUUGUAAGAAACAUUGCAAUUGUGACUUCGAUUAUUUUAAUAAGUAUUAUUAAAUUUGUUUAUGAUAUUAGACCUACUGGUGUACCACAACCAUACCAUCCAGAUUCCAAGAUUAUUACAGCUGGUAUUUGGACUAUUCAUUUUGGAUUAGAUAAUGAUAUGUGGGCAUCUGAAGAUCGGAUGAUUGAAUUAAUCAAAGAUAUGGAAUUGGAUGUAUUUGGUAUAUUAGAAACGGAUACUCAAAGAAUUACCAUGGGUAAUAGAGAUUUAACUGCAAAGAUGGCACAUGAUCUUAACAUGUAUUCUGAUUUCGGACCUGGCCCAAACAAACAUACAUGGGGGUGUGCAUUAUUUUCUAAAUUCCCGAUUGUUAACAGUACUCAUUAUUUAUUACCUUCACCAGUUGGAGAAUUAGCACCAGCUAUCCAUGCUACUUUAAAGACUUAUGAUGAUAUACUAGUUGAUGUAUUUGUUUUCCAUAGUGGACAAGAAGAAGAUGAAGAAGAUCGUAGAUUACAAAGUUUAGCAUUAGCUGAAAUCAUGGGUAAGAGUGAUAGACCAAGUUUCUUAUUAAGUUAUUUGGUUGUGGAUCCCCAUGAAGGUAACUAUAAUACAUAUGUGGGUGAAAAAUCUGGUAUGCAUGAUAUUGAUCCAAGUGAUGAUGAUAGAUGGUGUGAAUAUAUAUUAUUUAAGAAUAUUAAAAGAGUUGGGUACUGUAGAGUCUCCAGGGGUACUAUAACUGAUACUGAAUUGCAAGUUGGUAAGUUUCAAGUUCUUGAUGAUGAACAAUUGAAAUCUUAUGGGGAUUCUAUAUAUGAGAAUAAUAGAGUGGAAGAUUUGAAUAAUGGAGAGUUCAAAUUCCCUGAUAUGUUUUUAGGAGAAGGUGAAAGGGGCCAUUAUUAUCAUGUAUUUGAUAAGCCACGAUACUUCUAUUCCCAAUAG